AUGAUCCCUACUCCGGUGUUGCGAUUCAACCCCAUUGCCGACAAGGUGCCCAAAUGGAAGCGGAUCUACCACAAGUGGCGGGGCAUCCAAAAUAUGCCCUUCAAGUCCAAGUACUUUGUGGGCUAUGAUCUGGACGGAAACUCGUACUGGGAGUUCAAGAACGUCAACAACCCCGGCCGAUAUAGACGCAUUGUCGAGCCUGCAAAGCCCGAUCUGUCGCUAGUGGACCACAAAAUCCCCCCUCAAUGGGUCCAGUGGCUGCGGUUCACCCGACCUCAUCACCCUACUCUCGAAGAGCUGAUUGCAGACAAACAACGACAAGAGCUUCUACAGGCCAAGAUUGCAGCCUAUGAGGCCAAGUGGAAAGAGAUUCCUCUCAAGACAGCCGAAAACGCCGACGAGUCGAGAGACAUGUCGUUGGAGGACCAACUCAAACCUACCUUCACUGAGGCUGAGCUGGCUGAGAUGGCCCAGGUGUUCGAGAAGGUGCCUCAACAGGCAGCCCCCGCACCUCCACGUGUUCCCAAUAUGGCUGCAAUUGAGGUGGAAGAUAUCAUCAAGCAUUACCCCGAGAAUGGUCCCGAUACCGUUCUUGCUGACGGAGGACGCCAACGAGACCAUGACCUGAAGAUGGACUACGUGGAGAAGGAGCGAGACGACUCCGGUAAGCCCGCAGAAUGGACCCCCAAGGCGGCUGUGAGAAGAAGAGGAUAA
Molecule: messenger RNA, 714 nt
Organism: Yarrowia lipolytica CLIB122
Lineage: Eukaryota; Fungi; Ascomycota; Dipodascomycetes; Dipodascales
Biological process (GO): mitochondrial respiratory chain complex I assembly
Cellular component (GO): membrane; mitochondrion
Source: RefSeq, a predicted model, not a curated record